AUGUCCAUUAAUUGCUUUGAAAGUGAUCAUGAUAAAUUUGAACUGUAUUCUAAACUGAACAGGUUUCAAAACGUGUUACCUCAAGAAAUAAACAAGAGAUCAGAAAAGUAUCUAACACAUGAAGAACUUACAAAGCUUAUGGAGUGGAAGUUAACACGUGGGAAGUUCAGACCCCGCCUGACUCAGCUUGUACAGACAAACACCAGUGAAACUGUCAAGGAGGUGACAUGCAAUGCCUUCAAGUGUUUACCUGAUGUGAAAUUAGCCAUUACAGAACUAACAACAUUGAAAGCUGUUGGACCAGGAACAGCUUCAGCAAUCUUGUGUGCUGGUUGUCAUCAAGUACCAUUCAUGGCAGAUGAAGCAAUUCAAGCCAUACCAGGCUUUGGAAAGAUUGAUUACACACUCAAGUUCUAUCUUCAAUAUCUUGACAAAAUAAGAAGUUGUCUGAAAAAGCUAUUAAAUAAGGGACAAAAGUUUGCUCCUGAACUGUUCAAUAACAAAACUUUGAUGAAAAGAAAAAGGGCCACUACUGAUGAUGAAAGUCAGGAGACACCAAAGAAAACAAAGGUCAAAGAAAAAGUGCCUGAACAUUCAACUGCAAUAUAAAGGAUGAAGUCUUUUUUUCACACUGUAAAGUUUUUGUUGAAGACAAGGCACCUUUCUCAUCUUGUAAUAAACUUUAUCGUGUUCCAUGGAACAUGCAAUAAAAUAGGUGUAUAACAAGCUGCCAAAAACCGAGCAACCAAGCAUAGUUUCUUUGAGUGUUUUGAGAUUUUCUUCUUCAAUUGUUACAUUCUUCCAUCACCUAUCUCAUCCAUCCCAAGACGUCUCAAAGAUGUAAUUUAAAAUAAAAAGCAUCUCUAUCAUUUAUUAGUGCCAAAGUGUGGAAUUCCUUACCGGAUGAAUUACACUCAAUGACAAUUCUUAAGGAAUUAAGAAUGCUGUAAGAGAGCUACACUUGUAAUGUACAGUCUGUGAAGAUCUUCUAUUUUAUAAGAAGUGAAUUUUGCAAAUUUGCUGUUUCCACUUUUUGAAAAUUAGCUCAGUAUUGGGUCAUCAAAAUAUACUAAAAUCCUGUGUCUGGAUGA
Stylophora pistillata is the source of this 1091-nucleotide messenger RNA. RefSeq lists its product as uncharacterized. The record is from RefSeq and is a predicted model, not a curated record. Lineage: Eukaryota; Metazoa; Cnidaria; Anthozoa; Scleractinia; Pocilloporidae.